AUGGGCAUCUUCGUCCUGUCCAACGAGCUCUUCCAUGAGAUACUCGACCGCCUUGAAUCGGAUCCCGAGAAGCUCAUAGCUGUAGACCGCCGCGCCUACCUCUCCCAGGAAAGCUUCAAACCGCCCCCUCCUCCAGACCCAGACCAUGCCCAGGACAUUGCCAACUUCCGCCUCACAUGCAAGCUUUUUUCCGAAUUGGGUGCUCGUCACCAGUUUUCCAGAGUGACGACGCGCUUCUCCAAGAAGGGCUUCAAGCGUUUGGAGAAUAUAGCCAGUCAGAAGCACCUCGCGAAACAGGUCAAGAAGUUCAGCUACAUGGUUCCCUUCUUUUAUGUUGAAGGACGGGAACGCGUUCGCGAACUGCUACCCACCCUCUCAGAGAGCCUCGGUCAGUUGGACGUCAGACACUUUGUGCGCAAGGUGGCCGAACAGAAGGAGAUUGUGCACACUCAGGAGGAUCUCCGAGUUCUGACGCUGGCAAUCUCGGCCUUCACUUCACUGCAACAUGUGCAAAUCCUGCGCCUCCAGGAUCAAGAGGACGCAAUGCUCUUGGCCUACAUUCGGCAGCGUAAUGAUCUCACUCAACUAGUCGAGCUGAGGUGGCCACCGGCCUGCUCUCAUUCGACCAAAACCAUUGGCGCCGCACUCCUGGCAUCUCGGUCACCCUGCAGUCGCUUCUCCUCCCCUAUGCUAAGUCCGCAGAGCGCAUUAGGAGCCGCCAGCGAGCCUCCUGCUACUCUGUCUCUCCUAGCGGAACGGCUCACCUGCCUGGAACUCCAUUUCGACGAUGGCACCGACUUGGACAACCGCAUGCGGGAGCUGUCGUCACUCUCCAAGGUCGUGUUCAGUGCUGCCAAAAACAUGCAGGCAGUGCAUAUUGGAUUUCCGUCCCAUAGCCCCUUGAACCUAAGGCUGGAGGAGAUAUUCCACAACGUCAGGUGGGAAAAGCUCGUCGCCUUUGGAAUCCAGGCAUGGCGCCUUGACGCCGAUGAGAUCAUCUCCUUGGCCGGGCGUCAUCGGGAAAAACUGCGGGGAUUGAGAUUACGGGACGUGUUUCUGAGAGAUGGAAGCCGCUGGAAAGACGUGCUAUCCUACCUGCGAAGGGAGAUGUUGAACUUGGAGUGGGUCAGCUUACGGAGGAUCGACUACGAGCGGAAUUUCGACGAGCAAUGGGUGCUAGGCGCCGAGGUUCCUGACGAUCCACCCAUAGGGAGCGAGAGCGAUGAUGAGUCGGAUGACCGGAACUAUGAAUGGGACGACGAUGAGUGGCCCCAGCACAAUGGAGAUGCGGACGACGAUGCCAACGAUGUUUCCGGUGACGGCGACAGCCACGGAUGGCAUGACGAUACCGACUCGGAUGCCGGAACGGAAGGGCCAGAACAAGGAGGCCAUCUGGAGUUUCCUCCACUCUCUCCGGAUACACCCGCUUCAGUGCCCUGGUGCCAUUGCAAAAGCAGAGCAGCCCACCAGUACGACGCAGAUGCGUUAGGGGACGACGGCAUUGCUGUGACCUACACGCAACGCAAGUUUUGGGAGAAAUGGGUGGUUGGGAAAUGCGCCGAACAUAGCCCCAAGUGA
Messenger RNA from Westerdykella ornata, 1578 nucleotides. RefSeq lists its product as uncharacterized. The transcript is spliced from 2 exons. NCBI's taxonomy places the organism in Eukaryota, Fungi, Ascomycota, Dothideomycetes, Pleosporales, Sporormiaceae. The record is from RefSeq and is a predicted model, not a curated record. Bases 1 to 1578 code for a protein of 525 amino acids.